ACUACUCGUUGUCUGUCCUCGUUAGUAGUUAUAUUAUAUAGUUAUCCAUUCCCUCCCUAGAUUCUUUGCGCCAGCCAGCAAGAAAAUAGUGGACCCCACACCUCCUUCUUCUUCUCGCUAAAGGUUUUAAUAAAUAUCCAAAAACCCUAAUUUCUUUCACAAGCUAACUAUCUCCAAUUCAAUUCAAUUCAAUUCAAUUCAACUUCUCAAACCCUAGCGCAAAUCUCUCACUUUCUUGAUCUUCUCCUUCUCUCAAUUUCGCGCACUGAAAUUCCUCAUGGAGGCUUCUGUCAAGCCAGAAUCGGAAUCCACAACUGUUUCUCUUGAUCAGUCUCACGACGAACGGAAAAAUUCUACUGUCAAUGGUUGCAUUGUUUAUACUCGAGUCAAGAGGUCUCUCAUUUCUUGUAACACUUUUUCCAAAGAUGUUGAUUCCAAGAGAUUUAAGGAGAAUGCUGAGGUUCCGCUUGAAUUGGAUAAUGAAAUCGGUUGCUGCACGGUUGGUAGGGAUGAUGAGCUGAAGACUGAGCCUCAUGAGGUUCCGGUGACAACGUUCAAGCGGAUUACAAGAUCGGCUAUGAAAGCGAAGGUUGAGUCCGGUGAGGAGACUGUGAGUGUGUUAGAACAACAAGGUGAAGCAGUUGGAACUGUUAAUAAAGAUGAUGGUAAGGUGCCAGUGAGAAAUUUCAAGCGAAUUACACGUUCGGGGAUGAAAGAAAAGGUUGAGUCUGGUGAGGAUAAGGUGAAUGUGUUAGAACAACAAGGUGCUGCUGUUGUUGCAAAUGCAAGUGGUAAAAGCAAUGGUAAGGUGUCUGUGAAGAGUUUCAAGCGGCUUACACGAUCAAAUAUGAAAUUAGAGGUUGAGUCUGGUGAGGAUAAGGUGACUGACUUAGAACAGCAGGGUACUGCUAUUGCAAGUGGUGAAGUUGAUAGGAGUUUCAAGCGGGUUACGCGAUCGGCAGCAAUGAAAGAGGGUGAGGAGAUAGUGACAGAGUUAGAACAGCAUGCUUCUGUGGCUGCCAGUGAAAUUGAUGGUGCAUUCCCUGUUUCGAGAAACAAGAUGGAGUUGAAAAUGUCAAAGAAGAUUGUGGUCAAUAAGAAGCCUAAAACAGUCAAGGAGCUCUUUCUUACUGGUUUACUUGAUGGUGUCUCUGUGGUUUACAUUGGCGGCAUUAAUAAGGCUCCAGGAUUAAGGGGUGUUAUAAGAGAUGGAGGAAUAUUAUGUUCAUGCUGUCUCUGUAAUGGACGCAAGGUUAUUCCACCUUCCCAGUUUGAGAUCCAUGCUUGCAAAAAAUAUAAGAGAGCAGUAGAGUAUAUUUGCCUUGAAAAUGGGAAGAGCCUGCUGGAUCUGUUGAGAGCGUGCAGGGGAGCUCCUCUGCAUGCUUUGGAGGCAACAAUUCAAAACUUCGUUUGUUCAGCACCCGAGGAAAAAUAUUUUACUUGUAAAAGGUGCAAAGGAUGUUUUCCUUCAUGUAUGAAAAGAGUGGGACCUAUAUGCUGUUCUUGUGUAGAAUCAAGUAAACCUGAAGAAACUGCUAAGAAUGUAGUUGGCAAAAGAAUCAGGUCUCCUAGACCAGUGCUGGCCUCCAAGUCAUCCUGUGCUUUUGAGCUGUCUAUCUCUUCAAAAAGUAAGAUACACAAGAAGAAAAGAACAAAGUCAUCAAUAAGGGUCCGCAGCUCAAAUUCUUCCAAGAGUGCUUCUGCGCCCAGUUUACUGGAGAAGAAAAUUACGCCGAUGACGGAAAAGAAGUCAUCAUCCGUAAAGUUGAAGACCACUUCAAAUUCAAAUUGUUUAUCUCCACAAAAUAAUAGUCAAUGGAAGAUAACUAAGAAGGAUCAUCGGCUGCACAAGUUAGUAUUUGAGGAAAAUGGAUUGCCUGAUGGAACUGAAGUAGCUUAUUAUGCAGGCGGACAGAAAUUGCUUGAAGGUUUCAAAAGGGGCUCUGGAAUUGUUUGCAGAUGCUGCAACACUGAGAUCAGCCCCUCACAGUUUGAGGUCCAUGCAGGCUGGGCUUCUCGCAAGAAACCUUAUGCAUACAUUUACACAUCAAAUGGCGUGUCUCUCCAUGAAUUAUCAAUAUCUCUCUCAAAAGGCAAAAAAUACUCUGCAAAUGACAAUGAUGAUCUAUGCGUUGUUUGUUGGGAUGGUGGAAAUCUGUUGCUUUGUGAUGGAUGCCCAAGAGCCUUUCAUAAAGAAUGUGCAUCUCUAUCGAGUAUUCCACGUGGUAAAUGGUACUGUCAAUUUUGCCAAAACAUGUUCCAGAGGGAAAAGUUUGUCGCAUACAAUGUCAAUGCUUUUGCUGCUGGAAGGGUUGAAGGAGUUGAUCCUAUUGAGCAAAUCACCAAGAGAUGCAUUCGCAUAGUCAAAGACAUUGAUGCUGAGCUUAGUGGGUGUGCUUUAUGCAGGGGGGUUGGCUUCAGCAGAUCUGGCUUUGGUCCACGCACAAUAAUAUUUUGUGAUCAGUGUGAAAAGGAGUAUCAUGUUGGCUGUUUGAGGGAUCACAAGAUGGCAUUUCUAAAGGGAUUGCCAAAAGGUAACUGGCUUUGCUGCAAUGAUUGCACGAGAAUACAUUCUACUUUGGAGAACGUUUUAGUUAGAGGGUAUGAGAGACUCCCUGAAUCUCUAUUGGCUGUUAUAAAGAAAAAGCAAGAGGUAAAAGGAUUGGAUCCCAUGAAUGAUAUCGAUGUGAAAUGGAGGCUUCUUAGUGGAAAAAACGCUUCUCCCGAAACUAGACCAUUGCUUUUGGAGGCUAUCUCUAUCUUUCAUGAAUGCUUUGAUCCUAUAGUUGAUGCAGCUAGCGGACGCGACCUUAUUCGAGCAAUGGUUUAUGGAAAGAGUGUACAGGGGCAAGACUUUGGAGGAAUGUAUUGUGCAUUACUGAUAGUCAAUUCAUCUGUGGUAUCUGCGGGAAUGCUUCGAAUCUUCGGCACUGAUAUUGCUGAACUUCCUUUAGUUGCAACAAGUAACAGUCACCAUGGGAAGGGCUACUUCCAAACACUUUUAUCCUGCAUUGAGAGGCUAUUGGCUUUCAUGAAAGUAAAGAACCUUGUGCUACCAGCUGCAGAAGAAGCACAGUCCAUUUGGACCGAUAAAUUUGGGUUUAGCAAGAUUAAACCAGACCAGCUUGCCAACUACAGAAGGAACUGCAAUCAGUUUGUGACCUUCCAAGGGACAAAUAUGCUUCAUAAAAUGGUGCCUCCAUGUCGAAUCAUCAAUAAUCAUCCCUGACAAUUUUUUAGCAAGAAAAAAUCAAUCAUGAAUGAGGAAACCCGCUGGCUUUCUCACCUCCAUUUAUUUAUUUAUUUUGCUUUCAGAUGGUGUGUGUAUAUAGACUGUCGGCUACUUGAAGCCGAUAUUGGACUCAUUCCUUCUGAUUGUUUAAUCAUUUAUGAUCCCAUGUUUUCUAUGUUAUAGUUUUUAAGAAAACACUUGUUCUUGACCUUGGAUUAGUGCCUCAAAGUAUAUAAUUUAAUAAGAUAUAACAGGUUCUACUA
Trifolium pratense (red clover) is the source of this 3495-nucleotide messenger RNA. RefSeq lists its product as uncharacterized. Lineage: Eukaryota; Viridiplantae; Streptophyta; Magnoliopsida; Fabales; Fabaceae. The record is from RefSeq and is a predicted model, not a curated record. The coding region runs from base 278 to 3229 and encodes 983 amino acids. The transcript is spliced from 20 exons.